Messenger RNA from Puntigrus tetrazona (Sumatra barb), 2620 nucleotides. RefSeq names its product midline 1 (gene mid1). NCBI's taxonomy places the organism in Eukaryota, Metazoa, Chordata, Actinopteri, Cypriniformes, Cyprinidae. The transcript is spliced from 11 exons. The record is from RefSeq and is a predicted model, not a curated record. Bases 250 to 2283 code for a protein of 677 amino acids. Gene Ontology annotation, molecular function: zinc ion binding; protein binding.
GCGAGGAGGCGAAGAACGGCGUACAGAGAGAGAUGGAAAGAGACGGAAACGGAGGCGAAAGGCGGCACUGAGGCGCAGCAGUCCCGAGCUCAUUUAAGCCGUUUGCUUCUCGUCUGACAGCGAGACUUUCAUCAUGUUGCAGAGACGAGCUGCUGGUGAAGAUCAACCAAUGAGCAGACAGCAGUGAAGAGAUCCUACGGCUAAACGGCUUCCCUGGGUUUCGCUGACGUCCCCAUCGCUUCACUGAAGAUGGACACACUGGAGUCGGAGUUGACUUGCCCAAUCUGUCUGGAGCUUUUCGAGGAUCCUCUGCUGCUGCCCUGCGCCCACAGCCUGUGCUUCAACUGCGCCCAUCGCAUUCUGGUGUCCCACUGUCCCUCGCUCGACGAGCCCAGCAAACCCUACUCGGCCUUCCAGUGUCCCACCUGCCGCUAUGUCAUCACCCUCGACCAGCAGGGUCUAGACGGCCUCAAGCGCAACGUCACUUUGCAGAACAUCAUCGACCGCUUCCAGAAGGCGUCCCUGAGCGGGCCGAACUCGCCGAGCGAGACGCGCCGCUGCAGCCGCGACCCGUUCCCUUCGGAGGCGGUGGACGACGGCGGGGUCAUGAGCUCGCCGAGCGAAGCCGUCCAGUGCCAGUUCUGCGAGCAGGACCCGCCGCAGGAGGCGGUCAAAACCUGCGUCACCUGCGAGGUUUCCUAUUGCCAGGAAUGCCUGCGGGCCACUCACCCCAACAAGAAGCCCUUCACCGGACACCGGCUCACCGAACCCGUGCCGGACUCGCGCCUCCGAGGAAUGGCCUGUCCCGAGCACGGAGAGGAGAAGGUCAACAUGUACUGUGUGACGGACGAGCAGCUGAUUUGCUCGCUGUGUAAACUGGUCGGGCAUCACCGUGAACACCAGGUGGCAGCACUGGGAGAGAGAUACGACAAGCUGAAGCACAUGUUGGAUUCCAACCUCAGCAACCUGAUCAAGAGGAACAGUGAGCUGGAGAACCUGAUGGCCAAACUCAUCCAGACCUGUCAGCAUGUGGAGCACAACGCGGCUCAUCAGGAGAGCAAGCUGGCCGAGGAGUGCGACACGCUGAUGAACAUCGUACAGCAGAGGAGACAAAUCAUCGGCACCAAGAUCAAAGAAGGAAAGGUGGUUCGUUUGAGGAAGCUAGCGCAGCAGAUCGCUAACUGUAAGCAGUUUGUGGAGAGGUCGUCCUCGCUCAUUGCUCAGGCCGAUCUGGCUCUGAAAGAGACGGAUCACGCUCGAUUCCUGCAGACCGCAAAGAGCAUCUCCGAGCGAGUGUCGAUGGCGACGGCGUCCUCACAGGUCCUGAUCCCAGAGAUCAACCUGAACGACACGUUCGACGCGUUCGCGCUGGACUUUUCCAGAGAGAAGAAGAUGCUGGAGGGUCUGGAUUACCUCACAGCUCCGAACGCUCCCUCUAUCCGCGAGGAGCUGUGCACGGCGUCUCACGACACCAUCAGCGUUCACUGGACGUCAGAGGACGAGUUCAGCGUGGUCUCGUACGAGCUGCAGUACACCAUCUCCACCGGCCAGACCAACGUCGUCAGUCUGUGUAACUCGAUGGACAGCUGGAUGAUCGUGCCCAACAUCAAGCAGAAUCACUACACGGUCCACGGCCUGCAGAGCGGCACCAGGUACAUCUUCAUCGUGAAGGCCCUGAACCAGGCCGGGAGCCGCAGCAGUCCUCCGGCCAAACUGAAGACCAACAGUCAGCCGUUUAAGCUGGACCCGAAGUCUGCUCACAGGAAGCUGAAGGUGUCCCACGAUAACCUGACGGUGGAGCGGGACGAGGCCUCGUCCAUGAAGAGCCACGCUCAGGACCGCUUCGGCAGCACGGGGAACUACGGCGUGACGGGGAACGUGUUCAUCGACAGCGGCAGACAUUACUGGGAGGUUCUGAUCGGAGGAAGCACGUGGUUCGCUAUCGGUAUCGCCUACAAGUCGGCUCCCAAGCACGGCUGGGUGGGUAAGGACUCGGCCUCGUGGGUACUGAGCCGCUGUAACACGUCGUGGGCGGUGCGUCACAACAGCAAGGAGUUUCCCAUCGAGCCGUCUCCUCACAUGAGGCGCCUGGGCGUGCUGCUGGACUACGACUCGGGCUCGCUGGCCUUCUACGACGCCGCCGGCACGCAGCACCUGUACACCUUCGACAUCGCCUUCUCGCAGCCCGUCUGCCCCGUGUUCAGCGUGUGGAACAAGUGCUUGACCGUCCUCACGGGCCUCCCCAUCCCCGACCACCUGGAGAUCAGCGACCCGCGCGACUGAAAGCUUCCGCGUCGGGUCUGGAGAAAUUGCGCGACGCGAAUGGGUGCCGUCAGAAAACGUGGCGAUAGUGCGCAGUCGGUCGGUUCACGUCUGGAGAAGACAAAGUAAUCCGUAAUAACGCUUUCUCCAGUUAAAAAAGAGUUUAUAUCCAGACAGAAACGUGUUAGUUUAGAGCCGUUUAGUGAACGGUUCUCUCCUGAUUCACACCAGAACACAUUUUCACUGGAGGAAGAGAUGUUAUGGAUUAUUACUAUUUUGAACUAGUAUUUAUUUUUAUUUUUGUCCAGUUUAAAUUUUUGUUUUUAAAUGUUUAAUUUUUUUCAAACCAAAUUUAGUA